CACGAGUAUCAAUGACCAUAUAAAAUCAAGUCAAGGCCGCACUUAAAUCUUUGAAAGAUAAUCUCUUUUAUAUUUCUAUUGUUAUUGUUCAGGGUCAGUCAGUUUCUACGCAACCUACUCUGACAAAUUUCCAAAUCAAAGACAAUCCAUCAAAUAUGAAAACCGCCAAGUUCAUUAUUCUCUGGGGUCUAGGAAUGGUGGCAUGGGCAGCUCCUACUGUUGGCUCUGGUAUUAUUCAGCACAUUCCCUUUUUUGAAUAACUACUAAAACAAAGGAAGGUUUGACCAAGAGAGGUGAUUCUGGUAGUAGUAAGCAGUCCACGUUACGUUAUAGCUGGUAAGAAGGGAAAGCUCAUAGUGAACGUUGUCUAGGUGUAGCUGCAGUAAUGAUGUCGCAUGGCAAAGAAGUGGAUGAUGACGAUGUGAUCUACACGGACUACAGGAGAGCAGCUCGACCAGGUGAGUGAAAUCCAUAAUUAUUUUUCUGAGAUGAAUCCUACUUACUUUUCAUUAUAGAGGAGAGCGAUGAUGGGGAUGUCAUUUAUACAGACUACAAGAGAGAGACCGAUGACAAGGAUGACAUUUACACAGACUACAAGAGAGAGACCGAUGACAAGGACGACAUUUACACAGACUACAAAAGAGCAGCUCAACCAAGUAAGUGAAAUCCAUAAUAAUUUUUCACAGAUGAAACCUACUUACAUACAUACCAAUAACAGAGGAAGAAGACGACAAGGACGACAUAUACACCGAUUAUUGAACAAUGGUAGAAUUAGAAUAUCUGGACAUGGACUUCUAUGGGGGGCAUUCAUACCAUCAUACCCAACAGCCUGACCAAGCAGAACAUAAUCUGACAAUAUCAAACAAAGUUCAUUCAAUGUGUUCAACCUCUAGCUAGCUCUUUCACUAAAAUUACAAUCUAAGCUAGAAAGAAUACUUAUCAAUAGGUA
Molecule: messenger RNA, 949 nt
Organism: Sclerotinia trifoliorum
Lineage: Eukaryota; Fungi; Ascomycota; Leotiomycetes; Helotiales; Sclerotiniaceae
Source: the annotation of a GenBank genome assembly